Miscanthus lutarioriparius is the source of this 645-nucleotide messenger RNA. The record is from the annotation of a GenBank genome assembly. NCBI's taxonomy places the organism in Eukaryota, Viridiplantae, Streptophyta, Magnoliopsida, Poales, Poaceae.
AUGGCCAGCAAACAGGGCAGCGGCAGCGGGGGAAACCAGAGCUGCUGCUGUGGAAAAGGCUUCUGCGGGUUCCUCUUCACCGUAGGCCUCUUCGUGCUCAUCUACUGGGCCAUCUUCCAGCCCCACCACAUCCGCGCCACAGUCGACUCCGCCACCCUCUCCAACCUCACCGUCUCCAACUCCAACGCCUCCUCGGUUGCUGAGGUUUCCUACAACCUCGCCGUCAACCUCAACCUCUACAACCCCAGCGUGCGCGUCAACAUCUACUACGACACCAUCGACGCCGAGCUCCGCUUCCGCGACGCUGUCCUUGGCCCGGCCGCCAACGGCACCUCCCCCUCCGAGUUCUACCAGCGCAGAAAGGCCAGCGACGGCGUGAAGCUGGAGUUCGACUACGGGAGGCCGGGCGUCGGUGUCUCUGUCGACGUCGCCGGGGAGCUGCAGAAGGAGAUGAGUAGCGAGGCGCCGGUGGUGCGCCUGGAGCUGGACGUGUACGUGCGGGUCAGGUACGUGUUCAGGAUCUUCAAGCUGCGGCAGAAGCCAAGGAUAUGGUGCUCGCUGAGCAUUCCAGUGAAGGCGGAAGGUCCGGGCCCCGCCGUCGGUGGCGCUGUUGCCUCCGGCGAGCGGUGCAGGGUCAAGUACUGA